Molecule: messenger RNA, 723 nt
Organism: Myxocyprinus asiaticus (Chinese sucker)
Lineage: Eukaryota; Metazoa; Chordata; Actinopteri; Cypriniformes; Catostomidae
Gene: lin52
Product: lin-52 DREAM MuvB core complex component
Exons: 6
Coding region: 27-365 (112 amino acids)
Biological process (GO): regulation of DNA-templated transcription
Cellular component (GO): DRM complex
Source: RefSeq, a predicted model, not a curated record
UGUCACUAAUCACGUGUGUUGUCAAGAUGGCGUCUCCGAAUGGAGGUGAGGACUUUGAAUCCUCUCUGCUGAGUUUUGAAAAACUUGACCGGGCUUCACCUGACCUGUGGCCAGAGCAGUUACCGGGUGUCUCAGAAUUUGCAGCAUCCUUCAAAAAUCCCAUCACAAAUUCUCCACCCAAAUGGAUGGCUGAACUGGAGUCAGAAGAUAUUGAGAUGUUGAAAGAAUUGGGGAGUUUGACCACAGCAAAUCUGAUGGAGAAGGUGAAGGGCCUGCAGAAUCUGGCAUAUCAGUUGGGCUUGGAGGAGUCCAGAGAAAUGACAAGAGGGAAAUUCCUUAACAUCUUGGAGAGACCGAAAAAGUGAAGAAUCAGAUAAAACCGUUGACAGCGACCUUUGAUUUUUGGGUCAGCUACCAGCUGAUUGUGGUGUUGUAAGGCAGAAUAACAGUAGCAUGAUAUGUUAGCUUUCAAAUUAUUUAACUGAAAUGAUACCAAUUUUGGGUCUCAGCAUCAUAACAAUGCAUAAUUUUUGUAUAUAAAUUUGCAGAACUUUUUCAGGUUCUUUUAAAUGACAGCAGUUGAGGAGAAAUUAUUGGGUAGCCUAGUGGUGUGCUUUUCAAUACAUGUUCAUAAUGUAUUUAUUUUUCUCUUUAGUGUUUAAUACAGUUUAAUACAAUUUAUGUUGUUUAAUAAAAUUUCGUUGUUAUUUGAAUGAAAUACAA